Messenger RNA from Dimorphilus gyrociliatus, 625 nucleotides. The record is from the annotation of a GenBank genome assembly. NCBI's taxonomy places the organism in Eukaryota, Metazoa, Annelida, Polychaeta, Dinophilidae.
CUGUUUGUAAUUAUCAGAGAGGAAUCGGUAUCCACACAUCAUGUCUCAGGCAAAUCCUGGAGAUCAUCGUCGAAAAUGGGAUUUAUCCGAAUAUGAACAAAUAGCACAUGAUAGAUCUGAACUCGAGAGAUCAAAAUCAAAUACAAAUGAUGAAGAAGUUAAAAGAGAAAUGCUUAAACCUAGAGAUUAUAAAGUGGAUCUUGAUUCCCAUUUAGGAAAGUCUCAGGUUAUUACAAAGACAACUCCGGCCUCACAAAGUGGAGGAUAUUAUUGCAAUGUUUGCGACUGUGUCGUUAAAGAUUCUAUAAAUUUCCUUGAUCAUAUAAAUGGAAAAAAACAUCAAAGAAACAUGGGAAUGUCAAUGAAAGUUGAGCGUUCUACUUUAGAUCAGGUGAAAAAGAGAUUCGAAGUGAAAAAAAAACAAGCUGAAGAGAAAACAAAAGAAGUGGAGCUUAGCGAACGACUUAAAGCCAUAAAAGAGGAACAAGACAAACACCAAGCUUAUAAACGUGAAAAGAAAAGGAAACGAAAAGCGAAUACCACAGAAUUUGAAGUUGAAGAAGAUCCAGAAAUGGCAGCUUUAAUGGGAUUUUCAGGAUUUUCAAAAGGAAAUAAGAAUAACUAA